GCGGCGGACGCCCCGCCUUGCCCCCCCCGCCUCUGUUCGGGCCGCGGGGUUGCGCGCGUGCGCAGGGUCCGGGGUGAAGGGGAAGCGGGACGCGUGCGGCGCCGGGCUUGGAUCAUGCUGUCCCUCCUGGCCAGAGCCGCUGCCAGGCCGCUGUGCUCGCUGGGCCGCUUGCCCUUCUCUGCCCUGGCCCCGUGGCGGGCGGCAGUGCCCGUGCUGGUGAGCCGCGCCCCGCUGCCGUGGUGCGGGGUGGCUGUCCCACCGCCGCCCGGGCUGCUGUCACUGCCGCUCGUGGCAGGGCUGAAGACAAAAGUCUCGCUGAAGAGGCGGUGUAAGGACUGCUUCAUCGUCCGGCGGCGUGGUAGGCUGUACGUCUACUGCAAGACCAACCCCAGGCACAAGCAGCGGAAGCUGUAGUACUGUGGCCAGGAGCCAUUCCUCGGGGAGAAGGACCACGGUGUUCGCCGGCUUGGCCUGGGGCUCUGCUCUCUGCAUCCCUGCCACCAGCACCACUCUUCCCUGGCUGCCUAGUGACUUCUGAGAGUUGACAGCUCGAAUUGCGAAUUGCAAAAUGGUGUGGGUGACAGUGUUUCAUCUUGACGCUAACAUAGAGUGAGUUAAGUUCUCGGCAGCCCUUGCUAUAACUUCAAACUAUAGAUGCUGAGAAUGGAGGUGGGGAGCUGCAACUUUCAGGACCUCUUGUCAUCUUAGCCGUGAAGCCUUACUGAAAAUCUCCUUACUGUUUAACGAGGGUAAAGCUGAAUCACAGGACUCUGAGAUGCAUUCGUGUUUAAUUAAAGAAAAAUGAAAAUAAACUGCUG
Molecule: messenger RNA, 818 nt
Organism: Cuculus canorus (common cuckoo)
Lineage: Eukaryota; Metazoa; Chordata; Aves; Cuculiformes; Cuculidae
Gene: MRPL36
Product: mitochondrial ribosomal protein L36
Exons: 2
Coding region: 115-414 (99 amino acids)
Biological process (GO): translation; ribosome biogenesis
Cellular component (GO): ribosome; mitochondrial large ribosomal subunit
Molecular function (GO): structural constituent of ribosome
Source: RefSeq, a predicted model, not a curated record